AUGUGUCCUCUCACUACCUCAAUUGCGGCUCUUCGGCCUCGCGUACAUGUCAUUGGUCUUGGGAGCAUCGGCACAUUUACUGCACAUUCUAUUUCGGAAAUUGCAUCUGCACCGACCGUGACGCUCCUCCUACACCGAAGGUCACUUCUACAAGAGUAUCGCUUGGCUGGCAGUCAAAUACGUUUCGAGUCAAGAGAUGGGAAGAAACAUAUUUCUCAGGGAUAUGAAAUUGAAACCCUAUCCGAUGGCCAGUGGCUAAGCAGUCCAUCAGGUGCCCUCAAUGAUGAUUGUAGGAAUGUGAAUCGAGAUCCGAUCAGUAAUCUGGUUGUUUGCGUAAAGGCAACCCAGACCGAAUCAGCUAUUCGGUCGCUUGCAAAUCGCUUGAAUCGAGACUCGAAUAUCCUAUUCCUCCAGAACGGUGCUGGCAUGAUUGAAGCUAUCAACGAUCGGUUGUUCACAGAUCCACACUCUCGUCCGAAUUAUCUGAUCGGCGUAAUUUCUCACGGUGUAACGCUCAACAAAUCCUUUGACAUCACACACACUGGAUUCUCUGCAACCUCGUUAGGACCUGUUCCACGUGAUUCACUCGAUUUUGGAGCCAUUUCGAAGUCGCAAUCAAAUUAUCUGCUAGAUAUUCUUCCCCAGUCGACUACAUUGAACGCCACCUCGUACUUUUAUACUGAUAUCUUACAAAUCCAACUCGAAAAGCUCGCGGUGAAUGCAUUCUGCAAUCCGGUCUGCGCUCUCAACGAUGCGAAGAACGAAUUUCUCUUCACUGUGCCGGAAUUGAGGCGGGCUAUACUUCAGGAGAUUUCGCAGGUUGUUCUAUCUCUGCCAGAGCUGAAAGGAGUUGUUGGUCUGGAGGAAAGGUUCUCAGCGAAGAGCUUAGAAGCCACCGUUAAUAUGAUCAUCACAAAAACGGCUAAAACCACAUGCUCCAUGGUAUGGGAUCUAAGAGCUGAAAGGGAGACUGAGAUUAACUUUAUCAAUGGAUUUUGGUGUCGAAUGGGCCGGAAAGUUGGGGUGAAGACACCAGUGAAUGAGCAAUUGGUCAGAACAAUCUUGGAAAGGUGCUCAAGUCGUUGA
Penicillium macrosclerotiorum is the source of this 1086-nucleotide messenger RNA. Its product is annotated as ketopantoate reductase family protein. The coding region runs from base 1 to 1086 and encodes 361 amino acids. Gene Ontology annotation, biological process: pantothenate biosynthetic process. The record is from RefSeq and is a predicted model, not a curated record. The transcript has a single exon. Lineage: Eukaryota; Fungi; Ascomycota; Eurotiomycetes; Eurotiales; Aspergillaceae. Gene Ontology annotation, cellular component: cytoplasm; mitochondrion. Gene Ontology annotation, molecular function: 2-dehydropantoate 2-reductase activity; NADP binding.